AUGAAUCGCUUUGGUGAUAUCGAUGUUUCAUUUAAGAGACUUCCACCUGUUUAUGGUUAUCAUGCUGAAAAACUUGUGCCGAUUGAAAAAGCACUAGAGCCUGUCGAACCUCAAAUUGAUGAACUGCCUCGUUUUAUAAAGAUAGCUAAACGUAAUUGUCAUUUUCCGUCAGAACAUGGACUAUCACGUGAUCAAUCAGCUGCUGUUUAUAUCUAUACAAUGGAAUGGGGUGAUACUACUUUAUAUCGUGUAUUAAAUAAAGCACUACGAUCUGAAAAUCGGCAAGCAUUAAAGAUAUGGUUUCCAUAUUUAAAAUUAUUUGAUACGGCAUUGGAUAAGUUACCUACUGUUAAAGAGGCGGUAUGGAGAGGUGUGCCUCUUGAUAUUGGCAAAAACUUCACCAGAAACCAAAUUGUGACGUGGUGGAGUAUUAGUUCAUGUUCGUCAUCAGUCAAAAUUAUUGAAAAUUUUAUUGGCAACGGCAAAAAUGCAACUCUUUUUUUAAUUGAAGCUAUUAAUGGAAAAAAAGUUGCUGGCUAUACAGAGUAUGAAACUGAAGAGGAAAUUAUUUUACGAAUCGGCUCACAAUUCCGUGUGAAGAGCGAU
Molecule: messenger RNA, 606 nt
Organism: Rotaria sordida
Lineage: Eukaryota; Metazoa; Rotifera; Eurotatoria; Philodinida; Philodinidae
Source: the annotation of a GenBank genome assembly